This is a messenger RNA of Nelumbo nucifera (sacred lotus), 3331 nucleotides long. RefSeq names its product RNAse E/G-like protein (gene RNEE/G). The record is from RefSeq and is a predicted model, not a curated record. Gene Ontology annotation, cellular component: cytoplasm. Gene Ontology annotation, biological process: rRNA processing. Gene Ontology annotation, molecular function: RNA binding; starch binding; RNA nuclease activity. NCBI's taxonomy places the organism in Eukaryota, Viridiplantae, Streptophyta, Magnoliopsida, Proteales, Nelumbonaceae.
UCAGCACAAAAUCUAUCCAUACUGGUUUUCGUACAAAUCCUUGAAAUAAAACCCAGCUACCUCUAAUUUACACUAUCCGCCAUGAAACUUGAAGCCAUAUUUCAUGGUAGGUUCAAUUUGCAUUCUAUGCUCGCCUGAGCUUCAAAACUUCCCGAUGGAAGUCUGUGAAAUUCGUCCUCGGCUUUUUAUGCUCGGCCGACGAGGUGUCUUUUGCUCGUCUGUUUUGUUGCCGUAUAUAUGCCGUCAGUUGCCCUCACGCACUGCAUUCAAGAUCACUCUACAUAUAAAGGUUCAUAAUUGUCUGAUGAAAACACCUAUAAAGUCUUUGAGAAAAGAUCCUGGUUUUUCAGGGAAUUCAGCUACAACCUCUCAAGAACUAUGCAAGGUGCUUUGGACCAUCGAAGCUGAUUUAGAAGAUGGUGAGCUUUUGUACAUAACUGGAGAUCCAAUUGUCUUGGGUUGCUGGGAGCCAGAGAUGGCUGUUCUCAUGUCUCCUUCUAGUGAACAUGCUAACUUGUGGAAGACUGAAGUAAAGGUACCUUGUGGAAUGAAUUUCAAGUACAAUUAUUUCAUAAGAGGAGAUAAAUGGCCUUCCUCUGAUCUUGUUUGGAGACCUGGGCCUGAGUUUUCCCUAUCAGUGCCUGUAACUCACAAUCAAAUUCUGGUGAGAGAUUCAUGGGUGACGGCUCGGAUGGGAAUCCCUCCUAUGCACUCAUGGGGAUCAUGGAUUGGGGAAGCGUGCCUUCCUGCACAUUCCAUAACAUCAUCUGCUGCUGGGGAUGAAUAUGGGAUUUUAGAAAGUCCUAAAAGUGAUUCUUUAGGGAGAAAGGAGUUCUCAAUUGAUGUUACAGCUGAGGAUGAGUUUCAUUCUGUUGAAAAGGAUUGCACACUUAAUAAUGGUGUUAAUGGAUCAGAUUCUGGUGAAAGAACUUCUGACAGAGACAACCCUAUUGAGGAACCAUGGCUACUCCAAUAUUCUCUCAUUUCCCUUGAUUUUAAAGGUGAGGUGGAAUCUUCUAUGCCCAAGGAAUCUGAUCAGGAUAUGAUAACUCAACUGGAAUUUCCUGAUAAGGCUUAUCAAGAUACAGCAAAGUUAUUAGGUAAACUAGCCUGCAUUGAGUCUGUUAACACUAUUAUAUUGAUUAACUCUUCAAUAUGUACCAUGCAAAGGAUUGCUGUCUUGGAAGAUGGGAAAUUGGUUGAGUUAUUACUGGAACCAGUAAAAAAUAAUGUGCAAUGUGAUAAUGUUUAUCUUGGAGUGAUCACAAAACUUGUUCCUCACAUGGGUGGUGCUUUUGUAAAUAUUGGCAUUUCCAGACCUUCACUCAUGGACAUUAAGCAGAAUAGGGAACCAUUUGUGUUUCCCCCAUUCCGUUCUAAAACUAAGGAGAAACAAUUUGAUGACUUCGUGGUCAAUGAGCUUCAAGAAGAGGUUGAUGCUCAUGAGAGUGAACCAGUUUCACAUGGUGACAUUGAUCUAAGUUAUGAUUUCUCAGAGAUUGAUCUUCAUGAAGACCAGGCACACUUUAUGCAUGUUGAUUUUGAAGAAAAUGAAGUUGAGGGUGAUUUCGUUGUCCCAGAUGCUCUUCAGCAGAAUCUUAAUGGUGGUAUAAUUGGUUAUGAUGAGGGAAAAGCCAAUUUAGAAGACCACUUCGAUAUAAAUGGGCAUUAUGUAGAAGACAAGACUGUUGUUGAAUUCCUUCCUGUUGAAACAGAAGAUCUUAAUGAUACUCAGCUAUCCCAUCAUAUCUUACAGGAUAUGCAGGACUCUGAGGAUGCACAUCCUGGUGAAAACAAAUGGACCCAUGUUAGGAAGGGCACUAAAAUAAUUGUACAAGUUGUUAAGGAGGGUUUGGGGACAAAAGGUCCUGCGUUGACUGCUUAUCCAAAUCUAAGGAGCAGAUUCUGGAUAUUGAGCACUCGCUGUGAUAGAAUUGGUGUCUCAAAAAAAAUUUCUGGUGUUGAACGUACACGCUUAAGAGUAAUUGCAAAGACUUUGCAGCCUCCUGGUUUUGGUUUGACUGUAAGAACUGUUGCUGCCGGCCAUUCCUUGGAGGAGUUGCAGAAGGACUUGGAGGGCCUACUUUCCACCUGGAAAGACAUAAUGGAACAUGCAAAAUCUGCAGCUCUUGCUGCAGAUGAGGGUGUGGAUGGGGCAGUUCCCAUUAUUUUGCACAAGGCAAUGGGUCAAACUCUAUCCGUUGUGCAAGAUUAUUUUAAUGAGAAGGUUAAGAGCAUGGUUGUUGAUUCUCCUCGUACAUAUCAUGAGGUUACCACUUAUCUUCAGGAAAUGGCACCUGAUCUCUGUGAUCGAGUUGAAUUAUAUAAUAAGAGAAUUCCCAUUUUUGACGAAUAUGGCAUUGAAGAAGAGAUCAAUAACAUUCUCAGUAAAAGGGUCCUACUUGCUAAUGGAGGUUCUCUUGUGAUUGAACAAACAGAGGCUUUAGUCUCUAUUGAUGUGAAUGGAGGACAUGGGAUGCUUGGUCAAGGGACUUCACAAGAGAAAGCUAUUCUUGAGGUUAACCUUGCAGCUGCAAAACAAAUUUCAAGGGAGUUACGGCUGAGGGAUAUUGGUGGCAUCAUCGUGGUAGAUUUUAUUGAUAUGGUUGAUGAAUCAAAUAAGAGAUUGGUCUAUGAAGAAAUGAAGAAGGCUGUUGAGAGAGAUCGGUCAAUGGUGAGGGUUUCUGAACUGUCUAGGCAUGGGCUGAUGGAAAUAACCAGAAAAAGGGUCCGUCCUAGCGUGACAUUUAUGAUCAGUGAACCUUGUACCUGCUGUCAUGCUACUGGGAGAGUUGAAGCUCUAGAGACUUCAUUUUCAAAAAUUGAGCAUGAAAUUUGUCGGUUGCUUGCGAAAUCAGAUAAAAAGGCAGACCUUGAAAACCCAAAGUCCUGGCCAAGGUUUGUGCUGAGGGUGGACCGCUACAUGUGUAACUACUUGACUUCAGGAAAAAGGACAAGGCUUGCAAUCCUGAGUAGUUCUCUCAAAGUGUGGAUUCUUCUUAAGGUUGCUAGAGGCUUCACAAGAGGCGCAUUUGAGGUGAAACCUUUUACUGACGACAAGGGCAACAAUGAUCAGAACCAGGUUGCCAUUUCUAGAUUACGACCAACAGAUGCUGGGCCUAACAUCUCAAGUACAAAAUUAACUCUUUUCCCAGUCAAAAAAUGGAAGACGGGUGGGAAAUAAAGUGGCGCAUGAUCUCUUGUAAUUAGAUAAUUUCUAUUCACUCCCUUCUUUGUAUUCUUGCAGCUGAGUUCUCAUUACCAAUUCAUGGCAUGCAAUUUUGUCAUUGUAAGACCUUUUUCAAUGCAGCAUCUACUAUUUAUUUAUCCA